Messenger RNA from Sporothrix brasiliensis 5110, 1536 nucleotides. RefSeq lists its product as uncharacterized. The transcript is spliced from 2 exons. Bases 1 to 1536 code for a protein of 511 amino acids. The record is from RefSeq and is a predicted model, not a curated record. Lineage: Eukaryota; Fungi; Ascomycota; Sordariomycetes; Ophiostomatales; Ophiostomataceae.
AUGGCUGAUUCCGACGGCUUGGGGGCCGUGGAGGACGGGUACAACGACGUGGCUCAGCGGAGCAAUCAAGACAGUAUGCGCAUUGGUGAGGAGGGGCGAGUCCCGUUCCAGCGAGUUUACAUGCUGGCGGUAGGCCCAUCCGCAGCCGCGAAUCCCCGCUACGAUCCGAAGAAGGAGCUCCUCGUUAACGGGGCUAGACUCGCAAAAGGCAACGAGCUUUUGGAGGGCGAGCAAACCAAGAUGUAUCUAGAGGUCGGCAUUAUUGACGGCAAGGACCCCAACAAGUACCUCGGCACCGGAAAAGGCCGCGACAAAUCGCGGGAAGCGGCCAGACGGCUGCGUGGAGUACAAGAGCGCGACGAAAACACAAUGCGUGUUUUCAUCCCUGUCACGGAACGCAUUCAGACACAGACAAGAUACUACGUCGGUUGCAUGCCAGUCGACGGUCGCCUGACACCUCGACUAGUGUCAAGCAAACAGGUGUUCUUUUAUCCAGAGUUUUGGCUGAACGUCGACACUCGCCUAUCAUCCAAGGACAAGCUCAAGGAACUCGGCAUAGCAUGCCGUACCCAUGCUGCCAACAUAAAGGAGGGACCGCCCCGUGUACAGACGCUCAUUGUCCUGGAUGAUGACGAGAAAAUCAAAAAAGCACAUCCAUCCAUCACCACUGCGUCGGGGCAUUUGGCCUCAUACCUCGCUCUUCAGUUUUCGUUGUUCCAGGAGUCGAACAACGGCACCUACCUUACCAAAAUGCGUGACACGAUCGAGAAGACUGCCGGCAUAAAGGAAGGAUAUGGGUGCGAGACAAGCUCAGAGGGCCUCUUCGCUUUCCUGGAUUUUGAGGAGUCCCUCUCCGCAGAGUUCGCCACCCAAGCCGCUGCCGAACUCGAGGCUUCCGCUGGCAUCUACAUGACUAGCGACUUCCUUGCCGGUCUUCACUCCGUGCUUUCUGACAUGGACGAAGACAAGCGAUCCUUUCUAACGUCAAAAACCCUCCCGUUCUUCUUCGACUAUUACAAAGAAUUUGUUGGAUCAGCAGUCACGAAAGCUGGAGUAGACCAGGCUGUCCGUGCUACGGCUAUCCACGACAGAACAGGCACGCCCAGCAUUUCCCUCCAACAGAGACGCAAGACCGACACGACGUCAGAGAAGCUUCAAGGGAUACUGUCUAUUCUCCAUAAAAGCAUCUCAACCCUCUGCCACUAUUCAAGAGAGUCAAGCAACGCCACAACCAAAAAGUUUGGCGGUAUUCUAGAGCGAAACACCACCGACGAGCUAAUGGCGGACAUCUCUGAGGCAAUCGAUAAGCCGCAUCUUCAAGGCUUGAUUUCCGAACUGUUUGCGUUUGAAGCUGAGGCUUCAGAAAAACCGAUCAAUAGAGCCGUUCAAACUAUCGGGAAAGACAUUUUGGAAUACAUCCAAGACCAACUGGCUCGAGAGAAGGACAGAAAAGGCACCGAGCGUCCUCGCGACGACGACAAAGAGGAUGGCAAAAAAGAUGGCGGGGCCCAGGCCAAGGCACAGAAAAAGAAGUAA